UACAUAUUGUAGCUGUGUAUAUUUACAUAUACACACAUACAUAAAUGUAUGUAUACAAAUAUGUAUGUAUAUGCACGUGUAUAUGUAGAUGCGGUGCGGUAUUUUGUACAUGUACAGUAUAUUUUAAAAGACGGCAAAUAAGAAUAAGUGAAUUUGAAAGAAGGAAAUCGAAAAGGAUCGAUACUUACGGAUCACCAUCGGGAUUAUAUAUUUUUAAAUGAAAACCCACACAAACCGCCACCAAAAGUAUUUUUGCUGAAACCAUAAAGCCGUUACGGUGUUGUCAACGCUGUUUUGUGAGCCGAAAAUAUGCAUGUUCACUUUGAACAGAACAACUCAACCCGUUGCGACUGCACUGUGCAGUGUUUGUCGUGGAUGGGUAAAGUGCCCGAUGGCAUUCCAGAUGCCGACUGUUGGAAGUUAAAUCGUGCAGAGUAUUACAUGGAGGGAUGGUUGGCUUCGGGCAACGCCAGUGCUGUAGUUGGAGUUACCUUUACCACAAGUCACUGUCGGAAGUACGAUGCACCUACCAGGUCUAAUUUUAACCUCAGAGGACAUCGCAGCGAGGUUGUUCUUGUAAGAUGGAAUGAGCCAUAUCAAAAAUUGGCUACUUGUGAUGCACAUGGUAUCAUUUUUGUGUGGAUAAAACAUGAAGGUCGUUGGUCAAUUGAACUUAUCAAUGACCGUAACAGCAAGGUCACUGACUUUGCAUGGUCACAUGAUGGCCGUAUGGCACUUAUAUGCUACUGGGAUGGUUUUGUACUUGUGGGAUCUGUUGCUGGGCAACGAUAUUGGUCAUCCAUGCUGAAUUUGGACAAUGCCUCUAUAACUUGUGGUGUUUGGUCACCUGAUGAUCAAAAGGUGAUGUUUGGGACAUCUGAUGGACAAAUAAUUGUAAUGAGUUCUACUGGAGCAAUGUUAACUCAGGUGAUGGUUCUUGAAGGGGCUGAGAUUGGAGCUAUGUCGUGGUCCUGUGAAAAGUUCAACAUGGAUGAGGCAGAAGCUAACAAAACUGAAAAAUAUAUCCAUCCUAAUAUCAAUAUUAAUAAAUCCUACACAUUAGCUCUGUCCUUCAAAGUUGGAACUAUUUACCUGAUGUCAACUUACGAUGAUGUAUGUCCAAGAAUUAUUCAUACAAAACUUACUGGAGUCAAAAUGGACUGGUCCAACUGCGGUGAGUACUUAGCAGUGGCUGGUUUUGUACGACUUCCAAAUCUAUACUGUCGAAAUGAGCUACAUUUCUAUAGCAAAGAUGGAAAACUUUUACAUCGUGUGGUUGUACCCUCUCAGGGAAGAGUCUCUGCUGAGUGUGCUGACGGAGAAAAUCCAGAAAUGCAAGGAAGACCAGUGACUGCUCUGACAUGGGGCCACAAUGACCGCAGGUUGUUUAUAGCAUCAGGCUGUGAGAUUUAUGUAGCUUGGAUUAGCAAGAUAGUGCCCCCACUCCAGUUUUAUUGCCAAAGAACUAUACAGAAAGCCAUUCGAGAAGAAAAUAAACUCAGGAAAUUACCUUUACCAAGUAAACUUAGAAAUGGUGUGAAGGCACUGUUCUCUCCCACAGUGAAGAGUUACAUUCCAGAUCCAUUCAAGCUCCGGGAGUUUGUGAGUAUUCCACCCCCCGGGAAUGAGCGUUUAUACUGCACAAUGCUUCGGCAUGGAGAGGAGACAUCUGGAGGUCACUACACAUUGUAUCUGGAGUACCUUGGAGGUUUAGUCCCUUUGCUCAAAGGAAAACGCACCAGUAAACUAAGGCCUGAUUUUGUCAUUUUUGAUCCCAAAAUCAAAACAUUCCAAAAAGAUGACCUUGGCCAAAUUCACAGCACGGAAGGCAGCUCAGACUCAGAUUCUGAUACAGAUAUUUCUGCAGAUGGAUGUGGAUCACCCAGAAUGCAACGAAGGAAGCGACAGAAGCACUUUCGAGCUGAGAAAGUCGAAAGAAGUAUAACUUUCCGGACAUUAGAUGAACUUCUGUAUAACGAUAACCUUCCAGAAAAUAACCGCCUUGUACAGGUUUCAUCAAAUAUCUGGGGUACAAAAUUUGGAAUUUUGGGUGUGGCCCACUCAUUGCCUGAAGACUUGGGUCAAGUGCUCUAUAAAACCAGUUUACUACAUCUUCAACCAAGACAAAUGACUGUCACGGUGACAGAGCUUCUUGGAGAUACACAAGCUUUAUCACGCGACCCUAACUUCACUCCUGCUGGGUGUGGUGAGGAAGAUGAAGAUGGACCCUGGCUUGAAAUUGUCAGUGUUGUUGGUGGAGCCACAGUACCAGAUGUUAGCAUCAUUCCAGAAUCUUCUAUUGAUCCUAACUCAAGGAUAGCUGCACACUAUCCAAUGGAACCAUUUGGAACAAAUUCUAUAGGUAAUCAUAUUGAAUCUCCAAUUAUUAUUGACCGGGAAAGCUUAGCAGCAAAAUCUUCUGAAGGACCAAAUUUCACAGGUUUUCCUGCCAAUAAAACCAACCAACUCCAACCUGCUAAAAUCUCUCAGGUGAGCAUGAAUCCACGUGAUAUACACUUUGAGACAGCAAAUAACUGUAUAGUGAACUCUAACAGCAGUGAUGGAGUAAUAUCAAAAGAUGGUUAUCAAUGUUUAGGAGCAAGACCAAAAGUUCCUACUAAUGCAAACCCACCUAAAAUUACACUGGAUACAGGGCAACAGAGCCUUGUACUCAGUGAAGGUUCUAAACAACCAAAAACUGAAUUAGAAGAAAUUUUACGAACUGACAUGUCUGAUGAUAUGCCACGCUGGGCUGAUCCAGCACGUCAGAGUCUUAGGUACAUUGAUGAUGAGGGUGGUGAUAACUCUGAGCUGCCAUUAGAAGCAAACACUAUUCAGGACUGUAGCCAAUUAGUCCCUGUUACUGCCAGAGAAAACCAACCUCGUUUGUAUUUUGCUCAUCAGGACUCCCUCCCAGACAGUGACACUUUAGAAAAACCAUCCCCGUUUGCUCAUUAUUACCGAACAAGCAUAGACUCAACUACUACUGAAGAUGAUAGUGCAUCAGAAAGUACAUGCAGCCCCCAUCAUUCCCCAAUCAAAAGAACUCUUAAAAAGCAUGGUUCAGUUGAUACAGGAAUCAAUAUUUUAUCAGAUUCAGUAAAAGAAUCAACUCUAAAUCGAGGACUAUCAAGCCAAGAAAUCAAACAGAGCGCUUCUCUGCCUUCAUCACCUGUUCGUCGAAGUCCAAAGAUGGACACACCUACACGAAGACUAAGAGAGGAAGUGUUACGUGGUAAAAGCAAACAUUAUAGCCCAGUUUUAGGCAAAAAACAGCAUCGUUACUUGAGGCUAUUAGACAGCUCUGAAGAAGAUCUGUCCUGCAGUGCUGAUGAAAAUGCAAAAGUCAUUCACAGUUUCAAAGAUCUAGAAUCAUUCCAAAAAGCACAACUUCGGCAAAAGGCUUUUGCAGAACAAUUAAAUAGAAACAGUGAAAGCAUGGAGCAGCCCUGCAAGCAAUCAAGGGUAGAUAACUGGCAAGAGAUUCGAAAAGCACGACGUCGGGGUGAACCUCGACGCAUGGGUUCCAGUACUGUUUGUGCAGGACGUCAGUUUGUUAUGUACAAUAAAGCACCGUUAUGGAAUGAAGGUAGUCAAGUGUAUCAGUUAGACUUCGGAGGGCGUGUGACACAGGAAUCAGCCAAAAAUUUUCAAAUUGAGUUUAGAGGACGUCAGGUAAUGCAGUUUGGAAGAAUUGACAGCAAUGCAUAUACCUUGGAUUUUCAAUAUCCCUUCACUGCCUUGCAGGCUUUUGCCGUAGCUUUGGCGAAUGUUACUCAGAGACUCAAGUAACUUUGUCUGAUGCACGCACAACAACUUAACAAAGCACACACAUACACAACCCCAUGCGUAUACAUAUACUGUGGAACCAUGUUCAACUGACCAAGCAGCUUCCCUGCUAUAUAAUUAAUUACUGCCUGUGUUAAUUGGUCUUAUCUCUCCAGACCACUUAGCCACAAUGGAUAAUGGAGAGUUAGCUUUGCUUAAUGACAGUGUUCACUGAUGAAAACUAAUAAAAAAGUAAAUUGUAAAUCCAAAAACAUAAAUGUAAUCUCAACAAACCUUUAUGACUGUUCAAAUAAUGUUGUCUGUGAAAAACUGGAAGAAAAGAGUAAGUGUUUUAGACUGAUGAGAUAUUACAAUGACAUUAGUGUGAAGCAGGUGGUAUUUUUCGUCAAGUUCUUAUAUUCUUUUUUGUGAUACAUUUUUCUUUCAUUUUAUUUUUCAUUUCCUUUUUAUUCAUAGCAAGCAUCUCCAGACAUAUUAGCUCUUUAAAAGAAUAUGAAUCUGAAUGAAAAGAGGAAGGAAAAAAAAAAGCAAAACUAAAUCUAAAAAUAGAAUUUGCUGGCUGACUACUUAUGUAUUUAUUUAAAAUUACAUAAGUGGCAAAUGGAGAAGGAUGAGAGUUUGGACAGUUCUUAUUUAUUUAUUUAUAUAUUUAUUUAUUUAUAUAUUUAUUUAUUCGCUCAUUCAUUGAAUCACUCAUUUAUUUAUUUAUUCAUUCAUUCAUUCAUUUAUUUAUUUUGUGAGCUGUUUGAGGAAUUAGAAGUUAAACAUAUCAGACAUUGGUAAACCUAUUUCUGCACUGGCCUACUACUGUUUCUAUUGAAGUUUAUGUUUGAUGUGGACAGUAACUAAUCUCUGACAAGUCUUAUCAAUAUGAUUCUACUGUAGAUAUAAAGCACAAAUUUGCAGGACAUUUAAAUCGAAUUCCAAUAUAACAAAAUAGCUAAAAUAAUUUCAAAUGUUUUGACUAAAAAAAAAAAGAAAGAGAGGCAAAAGUAAUAUUUGUUCUAUCUUCAAAUCUUAAAAUAGAUUCUGUCCUGAUUAUUCAGAUUGAAAAUGAAAAUAUUUUCCUGCUUUUAUCAUCAUUAUUAUUAUUAUUAGUUCAUUGACAAAAUAAUAACAAUAAUAAUAAUAAUAAUACUCAAACAAACAAGGCCAUAUAUUUGUAAGAAUUUCAUCCAAUCCACUAAACCAUAUGCUACUCAAGUUAUUUUAGCAAUAUCUCCAGUGCUUAUCAGUGAAUAGGCUGUAAGUUGUAAAUGACCAGAAUGACUCUGCUCUGACUGUCUGGCCAUAAGUCUGUUGGUCAUAUACUUUAUGACAAGUACACUAAAUAUAUUGGUUCAGUUCAAACAUAACACCUCAAACUCAGAAGGAAUAUUUUCUAAUCUUUCACAGUAUUUUACGUAAUAAACAAAACUACAAAGUAUGAUAUUUCAGAAGAAUUUAUAGAUUCGUUUAUCCUUUUACUGACUUUAGUCAUUGGACUGCAGCCACGCUAAGAGACUACCACCUCUUCAAGGAUUUUUAGUCUAUACUAUCAGUCCACAGUUUUUAGAUAGAUACUCGUUUUAUUUAUCUCUAAGGGCAUCUAAGUUACAUCCUUUUUAAAGAAUUACCUCCCAUCUUACAGGUUUAAAUAUCACAAGGAAUUUUCACCAAUAUAUUCAACACAUACUUAUCUGUUUAUAUAUCUACAUGCAUGCAUACAUACAUAUUUGACAGGCUUCCAUACAGUUUCCAUCUAUCAAAUUUCAGUCAUAAAGCAUUGAUCGAUUUUGGUUUUUGCUGUGCAGGACACUUACUCAAGGUGCUGUAAAGUGGGAUUGAACCUAGAAUCAUGUGGCUGUGAAGUGAACUCAUAUGCACACACGUACACACAUGCAUGCAUACAUGCUUGUGUGUGUAAGUUAGUUUCUGUAACAUGCAGAUCACUAUCAUAAAACAUACCUAAGCUAGGUAAUAUAUAUAUGUGUGUGUGUACUUAUAUACAUAUCUGUAUAAAAUGUCUUAUUUGUUAUUUGGGAUGCUAGAAAUAGCAACCAAAUCUCCCUCAAUCAUAUCCCACCAUCUUAGAAAAGAAAAUGUGACCCUGAGUUCUCCUAUACACAUGGAAAAGACAGGAUGGCCAUAUGUUUGCUUAAUCAGGACUGACCUGAUGUUAGCAUUGACAACAACAAUAAGAAAAAUGUACCUCUUCUCUGGUUAUCUGGUUUCCUCUCAUCUUGGUCAAAAGCAUGAAACUUUUGGAAACUUAGAAGAUUAAUUUCUAAAUAUUUAAUUAGUAACUUUUCUAUGAUCGUUUCUGCUUGAUCAGAGCUGAUGAACAUCAACUAACAACUGGACACAAAGAAAAUCUUAUCUGAGACUGCUCUUGGUUCUAUAAUACAAAACUUACUCUUUUAAGGUGUUUAUAUUUAAAUUAAAACCUGCCAUUAUAAUUUUCAGUAAGGACCUUUUCUCAAAUAACAUUCCAGACACCAAAGUCAGUUACUAAAUUUCUCUAUAUUCUUCAUUAUUUUCAAAGACAAUGUACUUUAUUAAAAAUACAACAAAUUGGAUACCUGUAUCAACAUUGGAAUCAACAUUAAUAACUGUUCUAUCUGAUCUAUUCAAUGCUCACACCAGAAUAUGUUUAUAGAAUGAUAAUUCAGCACAAGAAUGUUAUUUGGAAAAUUCAAACAUUUAACUAAUUUGGAGCUAAUAGUAUUUUAUGAAAUUGAUAGUAUAUUGGUUUCAAAUUUUGGCACAAGGCCAGCAAGUUUGAGGGAGAGGGUAAGGCUAUUACAUCAAACCCAGUGCUCAACUGGUACUUAUUUUAUCAACCCCAAGAGUAUGAAAUGCACAGUAGAAAUUGGUGAGAUUAGAACUUGGAACAUAAAGACAGAUAAAAUGCAGCUAAGCAUUUUACCUGGUAUACUAAUUAUUCAGCAUGCUUGCACCUUAAAUUGAUAAAUAUAUUGAUAAAUUCAAUCAUUCUAGUCGAUUUAUAAUUAAUUUAAUUAGAUUUAUAAGGAUUCAAAUACUACAUCUAUAGCAUAGCAGUCCUAAAAGCUUCAAUUCUACAAUAGUUACUUCAAUUGUUAUUUAUUUAGCUACAUACAUACACAAUAGGAUUAAGAUGAUAUUUUAAAAGAAAUUUCUUGAAAGCAUACAACUAUCCAUUUAUAGAACAUUUCUGUUUCUACAAAACCCAUUCACAAAACCUGAAAAUAUGAUUUAAAAAGAUAAUUAAAAAAUUAAACACAAUACCAAAAUAGAUAAUGCAUCUAUUAUCAUGUAUAUGAAAUAUAAAUAUAUAUGUAUUAAGGGAUCCAUUUUGACUAAAAAGGAUAUGUUGUAAGAACUCUCUUACAUGAUUAAUUGAAACACAUGUAUUAAAUACAUUCAAAAAUAUUAGCAUUUAGUUUUAUCUUUAUUAUAUGUGUGUGUGUGUGUAGAUUCCAUUUGAGUUUUAACCUUGGAGUUUGCUUUAUUAAGCCCAUCCACAGGUACUGGCUAUCAGAUAUAAAAUAUAAACCAGAACUGGAUAGUUUUGCUGAUGAUAUAUCUGAAAUCUGUAAAUAUCAAAUAAAUAUUAAUAAGGAAAAUGGAGCAAGCAAUUUGUUCUUUUACAUUAUAUAGUUAAUUGCUCACCCUUUUCACCUUGUUAAUGUAUAUACAUACAUAGCAUAUACAGGCUUGUAAUGAAAAUAUGAAGGAAAUGAUUAUCAAUCAAUAAAGUUUAUUAAUCCAAAUACAAAAUAUAUUUCAUCCCAUACCAAAAUUAUAAAGUAAUCCUGAUAAAAUGACAUAUUACACAACUCCAGUACAAAAGUAGCUUAUGCUGCUUAGUAUGCAAUAACUGAAUAAGUGAAUGAAAGGAACAAAAGAAGCAGUUAUGCAAUAGACAUGUUUCAGAAAUGCAUGGUAUCUGUAUUACAUAACAUUAAAGCUGUUACAUAUUUCUACCAUACACCUCAUCUUUUGGUGAACUUUGCUCAUGUUGUGAUAUCAUUUUUAAACGUUACAUAAUACAGGCUCUAUGCAUUUCCAAAACAUGUGUAACACAUAACUACUUCUUCCAUUCCUUUCAUUUACUUUAUAUAUUUAUCUGUGUGUGUGAGGCUCCAAUGAAGCUAUAAGGUACCCAACUAUGAGUCCACUGCAUCUUAGAGUAGAAACAGCUGUAGGCUAAUACAGUUCCUUUGUCAUCAACUAGUAGAAUGUUAUAAAAGUAACUGAAAGACUGUGAGUUUGGUGCAUAUCACUUAUCAAAUAAUAAAAUGGUAAAAUAAUAGAAAUACAUAUAUUCAUAUAUAGGAUUUUCUUUCUCCUAUUGUACUAAACCUGCACACACACACACACACACAUACAUACACACACGUGUAUAUAUAUUUAUGUAUGUGUCUGUGAAGGGAGAGAGGGAAGGAGGGAGCAUGACUACCGUAGAAGACCCAUGCUGACG
This is a messenger RNA of Octopus sinensis (East Asian common octopus), 8233 nucleotides long. RefSeq names its product tubby-related protein 4-like. The coding region runs from base 310 to 3792 and encodes 1160 amino acids. The record is from RefSeq and is a predicted model, not a curated record. The transcript has 15 exons. NCBI's taxonomy places the organism in Eukaryota, Metazoa, Mollusca, Cephalopoda, Octopoda, Octopodidae. Gene Ontology annotation, molecular function: protein binding.